CCCGGCGGCUCCCAGCACCUCCACCCCAAUGCCUCCAACCGCUCCGACCUGCUCUCCAAAGGACCCGACGAGGAGGAUCUGGACGUCAACACCGAUAUCUACUCCAAAGUCAUGGUGACCGUUAUCUACCUUGCUCUCUUUUUGGUCGGCACCGUGGGGAACUCCAUCACGGCAUACACGCUGGUGCGCAAGAAGUCGCUGCAGAACCUACAGAGCACCGUGCAUUACCACCUGGCCAGCCUCGCCUUCUCCGACCUCCUCAUCUUCCUCCUCUGCAUGCCCAUCGAGCUCUACAACUUCAUCUGGGUCCAUCACCCCUGGGCUUUCGGGGGAGCUGUCUGCAAGGGCUACUACUUCCUCCGGGACGCCUGCACCUACGCCACGGCGCUCAACAUCGCCAGCCUCAGCGUGGAGCGCUACAUGGCCAUCUGCCACCCCUUCAAAGCCAAGAGCAUCAUGUCCCGCAGCCGCACCAAGAAGUUCAUCAGCUGCAUCUGGAUUGCCUCCUUCCUCCUCGCCAUCCCCAUGAUCUUUACCAUGGGGGAGAUUUAUGCUAAGGAUCAAGAUCCGGAUUCCAUCAUCUGCACCACCAUCGUGAACACCUCCACGCUGAAGACGGUCAUCCAGGUCAACACGUUCAUCUCUUUCGUGUUUCCCAUGGUCGUCAUUUCUGUGCUCAACACCAUCAUUGCCAACCAGCUCAUGAUCAUGUUCAAGCAAGCUGCCCAGGAAAACCAGGUCUGCACCAUCGGUGGGCAGCAGACGAUGCUCAGCAUGUCCAUGGAGCCCGGCCGUGUGCAAGCCCUGAAACAUGGUGUCAGGGUCCUGCGUGCGGUGGUGAUUGCCUUCGUGGUCUGUUGGCUCCCUUAUCACAUACGGCGCCUCAUGUUCUGCUACGUCCCCUCCAACCACUGGACAGAUUUCCUUUUCAACUUCUACCACUACUUCUACAUGCUGACAAAUGUCCUCUUCUACGUCAGUUCAGCAAUCAACCCCAUCCUAUACAACCUGGUAUCUGCAAAUUUCCGACAGAUCUUCCUUUCUACGCUCACACUCGUGUGCCUGCCAUGGAGGAAGAAGAAAAAACGACUUGCAUUCACCAGGAAAUCCAACAGCAUCUCCAGCAACCACACUUUUUCCAGCCAGGUCACAAGGGAAACUACAUACUGAAGCCAAAGGAGGAAGAGAAAUGCAUUUCAUGGAGUCUAAACUCGAGAGAGGCCUCUGUGACUUUCAUGCAUGGUCUCUGAAUUCAUGUAACACAAAGCGUGUUUAGCAAAGUCAUUUUUGUUGGGGAAAUAGGCUUCAUUCUGCCAGUAACUUUGAGGUUAUUUUAAAGCAUUGGCCUUGCCUCCUGUGAGUGAUGUCUACACAAUUUGUAAGUUCAGUCUGGUGUAAAUCCAGGUACAGUGUUAACUGGGAAGCCAAUAUAUGUUAAAUUUAGGCUACUUCAUACUGUAUUUCAUCCUUCUCUCAAUGCAGAGAUGCCAUGUUCACAUCCAAAGGUUUGAGAUCAUGCCUCUUAGUGGCACUGAGCAGAGUCUAAGGAGGAAAAAGCGGUUUCAAAAUGAAAGGGUUGUUUUUGGCAAAUGGACAUGCUCAUCUAUGGAUGGAUACUCAGUGAGCAAGGAGUGAAAACUCAGGGAGUCAGAUGGGUGUUUCAGAAUUACAUCUAAAUUCUUACAAAUAUGACCUGGGUGCUCAAAAGAGCCAUUCUGGCUCCUUGAACUUAAAUACCAACAGACGAUGCCUUACUUAGAAUAGGGUGAGGAUAGCCUGGGGGGAAUUGGAGUCAGCUUUCACUUUAGGGCAUGCAUAGUGCCUGGCGCAGGGAGCCCCACUCUCUGGUAUUGCAACACCUGUAAGUAACUGAGUCUCUGGCAAAGUCAAGAAUGUAGAAACUGUGCUCAGCUGGAGUGUUGAAAAUGAACAGAAAUGGAAAAUCUUACUUAUGCCACAUAGCCAAACUCUUGUUUCUUUUGCCAGGGAAAACAGCUAGCUGGCCUGCAUUAAAGAGGUGAAAAAACAGCAGGCUGCCGAGGGAUCCAACCUGCUGAUGUAAGAGCAACCAGCCCAGUUCUGUAGGACUCUAAGAUUUUUCCCAUUAUUUUCACAAGCUGACAUCUCAUAGGCUAUUGGCUGUAGGCAGCAGGGCCUCUUUUUCUACCUUUCAUUUCUUUUUGCUACCAAAACUGUUGGUACACUGAUCUCAUCACAUAAGGUCUAAGCUGGGGAGACUUAGCUCUAAAAGAAAUUUCUUUUAACAAAUCAGAGGAACAGGGCUGAGACCUGUUUAUACAGCAAAUCAGACAGUUUGGCUCAGUCAGGAUUGUGCUGAAUCCUGACUAUGAGUGGGUUCUGAACAAAAAUCAGGAUCAAAGUAAGAAGACAUACAGCAUAUCUUCUCUUCCUCAUAUGUUUCCCCUUGAUUAUUGCUUUGAAUUUGAGAUUUCUCAGCUGGCCAGGAUAGGUAGCAUGAUGUUUUUUCUUAUAAUGUUCUAGCACUAACAGCCAACUAUGAGAUGUAACAAAUUGCCCAAGAGCCUUUGACACAAGAAACCAAGGGCCUCUGGGACAAGCUAAAGGGCUUUCACUGCUGUCACAGCACCAGAUGGUGACCUGCAUGAACCCGGGAACCAACCCAUCAUUUUGUUCAACCUGUGCUGUGAUUUUGCUGUUAGUGACCUUAUGUCCCCCUUCACACAGAGGCAGAAAGUAAAUCAGAGCUGUCCCUGCUCACAUUCUCCUUGCCAGAGGCAUUCCUCAGCACCCAAUUGUGCUCACACAAAGGUGAGCCAAACGCAUCCUAUCAGGGAAACCAUGCAUUUUCUUAAAGGUCUGGCCUUUACAAAGUGAUGCAGUCACAAACCAUUGGCAGGAAUUCAAACAUACUCUAAAAUAGAGGUGAGACAUUUUGGGACAAGAGGCAGGCUGGAGAGCGUUGGUGAUAAUGUUAGGUUUUAGUCUUAUCUGGAGUUGUUGUGAGAAGGGUUAUUCUCUGUUGGUGGACAUUGCUGUUUGUUUCUGCUGCUUAGAAUGGCUGAGGGAAAGGUGGAUUAUUCCUGUUCACAAGCACAGAAAUGAAGAGAUUCUCCAUAAAGAGAGUUCUAGGGGGAGCUCUGCUGAAAGGAGGCUCUUUGCAAAUCCCUGCACACUUGCAGAGGGGGCUUGCUUCUUUAUGACAAACUAGAAGUGAUGCUUGGCUCCAUUCAGCUUUCCAGCUUUCCCUAUCCCCUGGCACUCUGCAACUACUGGCCACUCAUGGAACGUAGGACUAGUCUCAAUGCUGGACAUGUGCUUCUGGCCCAUGCACAGCUGUGUGGGCCUGCAGUCCUUCACAGUGUCCUCCACAAUGCAGAUCAGUUCCUGACACAUUCAGUACCAGCAGCAUCUCAUGAGUUAGGUCCUGCUGGGCUCAGGACAUGGAGGAAACACCUCUUGGGCAUUUGUUGUUCAUUGUGAGUGACAGCUCUCUGCUCCUGAGGCAUUUAUUGGCAGUGGUACAGAGCUAGCUGCACGGUACAACUGUCUGCUGCCAGCCAUGACCUCCAACCACACCCACCAGGGACAGGAGGUUAUUUUAAUGCCUACUACAGAACUACUCCAAAGGAAAGGGCUCAAAACAGCAAUCGGUCGGGCUUUAGUUCCUUCUGAUUCCGCCAAACUACAGGCUCUGUCCUGUCAUGCCUUCUCUUAAUUUCUCGCCCUGGUUGUACAAAACAGAGGGCAGAGUUUACAAUUGACGAAGCACUUUUGUUGCUCAUGUGCAGUUGACUUUUCUUUGACAAGGAAAAACAGUAAAGGGACACUCACACAGAAAAAGAAAAAGGACAGAGGAGACUGGCUUCUCUUUGCAAGGAAAUUUUUGAGGAACCAGCAAAUGUUAUCAUCGUGUGUGUGCUAGAAAUGGCUUGGACAGAUUGGAAGAGAAGCUGUAGAGGAUCAAUAUAUCCUGCACCAUGGGCUAUGUGAAACACACAGGAAUAGCAGAACCAUAUAUAGACCUGUAUGUUCUUGGUUUAUUCACUUUUGCUACUUUCAUCUAAUGCCCGUCCAUUACAGCUCAAACAUUUAUGGUGUUUGUAGAUGACUGUAGCUGAGAGGGGGACACAGCAUUUGUGGCACCUUGACAGCUUCCACCUGACUGAGGAAGGUGAGCUGCAAACAAAAUAAAUAACUCAUGGACACCAUCCAUAAUAGACCCUACAAACCCAAUUAUCUUCACUGCUCUCACUCCUCCUGCACUAACAAAGUCCAGGUACGAUGAGCAGAGGAAGAGGAGUCUUAAUGCUGCACACUUAGUGCCAGCCUUCCAGGCAAGACAACCUUUAAAUAGUUCUGGAGAGGACCCAAACUUUUUAACAGUACUUCUAAAUAGAGUCAACAACUGUGAGGUGGCUUCUGAAACCUCCCACGGAAGCUGUAACUGUGUGUUGCUUUGACUUUCAUUAGGAUUUAACAUCCUGUGUGUCUCAGUUGCUUUCCAGUAUUCACCUUUAAAAUGUUUAAUGUUAUUAAUAUGCUCAUUAAACACCAACCUGCUGAAAUGUGCUUGGUUAUCUUAGGAAACACUGUACAAAAAUAUUCUCACAUAAGAUGUUUGGCUUUGAUUUUUAUCACUGAGAUACACUGGCAGCUUAUGGAACUUUUGAUCACAGCUCUGUGAAGGUGGUGGCUUUAUUUUUGAUUUGACAUGAAAAUGAGAAUAAGCUGGAGUGAAAAUGAACUUAUCAUAAAGUUCUUCUGCAGUGUUUGUUGGAAUACUCAAGUCCUGAACAGCUGCCUGCAAUGGGAGAUUUAUCCAAGCAGUUUUCUGGCUUCUAAAGCCCUGUUCCUCCAGGUUAAUGUGGGAGCAGGCCAGAAUCUAUGGCCUUAACUUGGGAUUGCAGCUCAAAGCUACCUCUUCCAUUGGGCAAAUCUGAUUACCUGAGUUGAGAAGUAGAAGUUACAGCUGAUUUCAUCCUCUUCCCCCGCUUCACCUAGUUUUGCUCUGCUCAAAAUAGUUUCCCUGAGCUCAAAGAGGUGAGGAUAAGUCACUAUAAGACCCCGUGGUUUUCUAAAGAAAAGCAUGGUACUCUCGUGAAGAAAAAGCUACCAAAUGCCCAAUAUAUACCUAGGACAUGGUUCUCUUUCUUUCCAUGCCUUUCAACAAUGGUUGAACCGUUAACCCAACAGGGUUUAGCUUUAAAACUAGUGGAGUAUAAUUGGCUUUUGCCAUUAAACAAAAUGCAUCCUCACAUCUUUGUAUUCCUGUCUUGUCUGAAUUCUCUUUUGGGGCAGAGCGGUGAGCAUUCAUGCAGCGUGCUGUUAAUCUAUGCAAAUGUCCUGUAAGUGUUUCAAACUGUUUGUUUUGACUGGAAAAAAAUCUGUUGAACCCACAGAUGUGGAGUGCUGCCAGAUGGAUUCAGAGCGAUUCCUAUCUGAGGACAGUUUUUCAAGUGACCUCUUCAAAUAUACUUUUGAGGUUUAUCUUCACAGUCUUCAUGUCAGGGCCGUCUAUUUGGCAGUGUGUGAAAUUAGAUUUCUAAAGUCAUUAUGAUGUUCAGAAAUUUCCCCCAGACAGGACUUUCUCACCGCAGGCCCCAUACACAGAGGUGUUUGAACGCUCUGCUGAGCUUGUCUUUUUGCAAAGCGCGUGAGAUCUCGCUUCAGUGACUGCACCGUAAAGAAGAAAACUAAAUGGAAAAAUUGGUGACGAGGGUUAGCAGGACACGUGCUAGAAACACAGCAAUCACAGGAUCUUUGCAUUUAUAGCAUCAAACAUCCAGUGAACUAAAAGUCUGCCGUUGCUGCGGACAGCUUGUCUUGUGGAAUUGAGCUGAGCAUCUGUGCAGCUACCAUUUGUGCAUGCCCUCAGUGGGGGCUGAGAGCGCUGGAGUUUUCCUGUGCAACGUGUUGGGUGUUAGUCUGAUAUCUUCCUGGUCGUGUUGUUCGGUAGCUGUUUAAACAAAGCUUUAUCUGCUGGAGCUCUGUCUGAUUCUUUAACUUACAGAUGAACGACUUCUGUUUUCAGUUGAUAUUCAUUGAGCAGGGAAACAGAAGUUGCUAAAAUUCAUGGUGCUGUGUCCUGGCUUUGUGAUCAAGAGUCCUUCCCCAGCUGUGCCACCUGAUAGUCCUGCACAUACUGUAUUUAUGGCAAACAUUUCUUAAAGUGCACCUUUUUUUUUUUUCUUGAACUACAAAAUGUUGAUGUGCUUUAUUUUCUGUGGCCUGUUGUGCAAUGGGAAAAAAAUGAAUGUUCAAAGUGUGUCAGCGUCUCCUUUGUAAGAUUUUCUGUAACAAAGGGAAGGGAAAGGGUGUGAAAUCCUUUUGUACAGCAAUGGGAAACGCUCUUUCGAUGUAACAUGCUAUUAUUGAUACUGUGUUUACUAUCAAACUGUAACGAAAUGGUUAUUUCCUGAUAUUAGCCUUUGUACUGUAUGAUAUUUUAUUUUAUUUUAUU
This is a messenger RNA of Meleagris gallopavo (turkey), 6442 nucleotides long. It is a transcript of the gene NTSR1, whose product is annotated as neurotensin receptor 1. Gene Ontology annotation, cellular component: plasma membrane. Gene Ontology annotation, molecular function: G protein-coupled neurotensin receptor activity. The record is from RefSeq and is a predicted model, not a curated record. Gene Ontology annotation, biological process: neuropeptide signaling pathway. Lineage: Eukaryota; Metazoa; Chordata; Aves; Galliformes; Phasianidae.